GGUUCAGAACAGCAGGGGCGCCAACUGUGCAGCUCUACCUAAUAUUGGGGGCGCGUCUGCAAGUGGGAAGCGGGUUUCAGUUUCAAACCCAAACAGUAGAAGGAAAGAGCAAGUGGCGUACUGAAAAAAACGAUAGAACUACAUAGUCAAAAGUAUCUCGUCGUUGAAACUUAUACGUGACUGAAACGUCUCACUGCCGUGUUGCGUUUGCUCUGCCGGGCUUGCAUUGGACAGAAUUCGCGUAAAAAAGUCACCCGUGGCGUCUUCGCUCCAGUUUUCCGAGCCUGGAUAAUUUGAUGAUACACCGAGGUUUGGAUUGCUCGCUGCAGGUGUUAACCACCAAACCGUACCGUAUCACACUGAGAAAAAACUACCUGGCUUCAAUUUGAGAGAAUUCGGACACUACGAGCCAUUUCUGCAGGAAAAAUGCCGAGGUCCAACAGGCAGAUAGAAUACAAACCUGGAGAUCUUGUAUUUGCUAAAAUGAAGGGAUAUCCACACUGGCCUGCGAGGGUAAGCACUCAGCAUUGAAUAUCUUGUUUCAGGCAUAUGGGGUUGUCUUUCUCCCUCUUCGUAGCCGCUCAUAGAGCUUGUUUACCCGCGAGGCCUAACGGCAGUGACGGUUAGCCACCAUGAGUUAGCCGUGUUCGGUAACCGUGUUAGCUAACAUUGCCUAGCAUCAGCAGAGCAAGCCAAGUGUGUGCAGUUUGCACAUUUCUUUCGGGUGAUUCAUCAUGUAGACAGACGUCUCAUCUCCCAUCUUGGCAAAUAAAUUACACCAGUUUAAUUUUGUGUUGCUGUUUUAUUUCCACCUGUGCUACCAUUUUCAUCUCCUGGGGCCUUUUUAAGCUAAUUAAUGGUAACCGUUAAAAAUAGCUUGUUAGGUUACCUUCGGAGUAACGGUCAUAGAAUAGAGCAGCAAAUGAAACGGUCAAGAGAGCCGGGAUAACCGCACAGAGACUAAAACCAUCGUUUCACUUCGACAGGAUACAACUCUGAAAGUUUAGUUUCUCGUUUUUAAUAACUGUUGCAUUACAAUACCACACCACACACGGCUGAUGGUGUAGCCAUAUGCUUUGGUGCUCUGUAAACACGCCUGUCUGCCCCCCACUUGUUGCAACAAGUAGUCGUGUUUCUGCUCGUUACAGUUAAUUACUUCCUUAAAUGUUACAAAUUGCUUUAAAAAAGGCGGUAUAACGUAAUGUCUACCCAGUCCUUAAAUACACAGUGACCUGACUUUGCCGUCAGUGUUUCCCAACCAUGGAGCACGACAGUAAAUGAAAACCGUUAAGUCGAAUAAGGUCAACGUGUCUCCCAGCUCAGCGCUUCAUACAAAGUCUUAUCCGGUUAUAUUUUUAUUCACAGGGAUGAAAAUAAAGUGUUUGGCUCUUUACUUUUGACCACUGACAUGUUCUGAAAGGUUAAAAGUUUAAGCUGGUCCAUGAAGUUAUUGCAGUGUCACACAAUUUUACUAGUGUUAAUACAACAACCAUUUAUAUUAUACAUCUACAUUAAGUGAUUGUCUUUGCAUUCACAAAACUUUUAAAAUUAACCAUGGGUGUGUCUUCAUUCAAACUUUUGAAUCGAUCCAAAAAGAGAGGCAAGUUUCAGGAUAUUCUCUUGUCUCUUUCCCUCCUUUUUUUUUUUUACCAGUCUUAUCAGAUAUGCACCAUGUCAGCAGGCUGCAGGCCCUGCCCCACCUACCACCUACUUACACAGUGGCCAGUCCAGCAGAGGCAACAGACGCCAUGCUGUACACUUUUUAAAAACACAGAUAAACAUCGCCAGAGUGGUGGAGGCGAACGGUAAACUGUUAGGGUGGUAGACAUUGGACGCAAAGUGGAGUGACCUGUCCUCAGAUAGCUCUGUAUAGGAGUCAGUUAAUCAAAAAAGAUCUAAUAUUUUGCGUAACUAGUUCAUUUACUAAUUCAUCAAGUUGGAAUGUUAAACCAAGCAACUUUUUAUUUCCCAUUUAUCAGCUUAACAUCAUUUUGAUAUUCACAGAGUAGAAUGAACAUCAUGAUCUGUUAUCUUGACAAGUUAUAUUUUAUAUCUGCAGAUUGAUGAGUUACCUGAAGGAGCAGUGAAGUCCCCCUCAAACAAGUACCAGGUGUUCUUCUUUGGAACACACGAGACGUAAGUCAAUAUCAUAUUUGGAGCCAUAGAGUCAAGUCUUAGGUUGCUUUCUAAAAUACCUCUUAGAUAUAAAUUUCCAUUGAAGAAGGUCUAAUGCAAGCUUCAAAUAGUUACCACUGCUUCUUUCUUACAGAGUAUAAAUUUACCACUAAAAUUAGAUAUAUUUGAUCCAAAUGUUCAAAUAGACUGCGACCUAUGUGACACACCCCAGCAGCUGCAUUUCAGUUCACUUUAACAUGGUUUGCUUUGUUCUUUAAAAACAUAAUCGAUAAAACAUCUCCUCACAGGGCAUUCUUGGGGGCUAAAGAUUUGUUACCAUAUACUGAAAAUAAGGAGAAGCUUGGGAAACCAAACAAGAGGAAAGGCUUCUCUGAGGGGCUGUGGGAGAUAGAGAACAACCCCACUGUCACGCAUGAAGCCUACGAGGUGAGUUUUGUGCCUACUGUAUGGUGGAUAAUUGGUGCUGUAGUAACAGAUGUGCUGUUAGGAGGUAUUGUAUUUAGAGUAACAUGAUGUUUGGCUCUUGUAGUUGAAAUCCUUUACACAGGUAAUGCAAUCAAACACAAUUAACAGGCCACUUACCCAUUUGUUGAAGCAAGGUCAAACUUAACCAGCUCACAAAUGCCAAACAAAAGAUAAAAAGUACUCUGUUUGACUCAACCGAGACAGUGUUUAAAGCUUGUGUCGUGCUGUUAGUGUCCCUAACUCUAACCUUCACUCUCGUUAAUUUUUGCAUGACCGCCCCAAGUCAUCAAAGAAGGAGAAUGAGUCAGAAGGAGGAGGAGAUACUGCUGGUUCAGAGAAACCUGAUGCUGAAGGCAGCAGCGAUGAGGAUGAAGGAGCCCUGGUCAUUGACGAGAAGAACGAGAGGGGGGCUGCUAAGCGAAAAGCAGAGGGGUCCACGGAGGUGAGCCUUUCUCUUUGAGUCUCCCAGAACCAAAAUAGAGGGCCCCGCUCGUGCCAACUCUGACGCUUGUCAAACCUUGUUUAAGGCUUCUCCCAAGAGGCCGAAGGAUUCAGAGGUGGGGGGUGACUCCAAAGUCGACGGCAACAAGUCGAAUGCGGAGACGAAGCUCAACGAUGUAGGCGCGCCCAAGUCGACAGCUCCCUCCUCACAGAGCGAGUCGAAACCAGAGGCCCAGGAAGACGCUGCAGCAGGAGGCCAGCUAACAGCAGACAAGGUUAGACAUCAGGGAUCAGUGAUUUAAAACUAUGUUAAGGACCAUUUCUUAUUGAGAGGUUGUCUAAAAGUAACUCUCCUCUUCUCUCUUUGCAGCCUGCGACAGACAGCGCUUAACGUCAACUCACAAAGGAAAACCAAUUACCUUCUACGCUUUCUCUGGAAUUUGAGCAUCAACAUGAUUACCUGCAGGGUGACGGAUUUCGACUCUUUAAUUAAUAGGAGAAGUUAAAAAAAAAAUAAAAAUCAGAGUGUUUGUAUUGAGACAUAGACAAAUCCUCAUUUGCCAUUAUUUGGGAUAUCAUAUAUCCCAGAAACAACAAAAAAAAGUUUGCUAAUCUGAUUUCAAACAACUGAAAUGAGCACUUUAAGGCUCAUUUAUAAAUGGAAUUUUGGUGUGUAUAUAUUUUUUAUUUCUAAGUGCAAUUACAUAAUUACAAAGACUGAAUGCUAAGCGUCAAGACCAUUUUUCAGUUUGGUGGGGGAAAAAAACAGAAAAUAAUAACUUAAAAAAAAAAAAGAACAUUUUAACCACAGAAAAAGACAACAGAUCCAAUUUGAUGGUUUUAACAUUUAGAUAUUGUACAGGAAUGAGAACAAAUUUCACACAUGCUCUCGGCUUUAGUUCACAGAUUUAAAGUUUUACUCUGAUUUGUAGCUUCUCAGCCUCAGCUUAAGCUCUACAUUUAGUCAGUGGUUACAAGAUGGGUUGCACCUUAAUAAUUUUUUCUGUCCCUGUUCGUUCUCUAGUUCUCUGUAUUCUCUGCAACACCGAUUUCGUUGCUUUACUUGGUUUGUGCUUCACGCAGUUGACCAAAUCUUACAUUUAAUUCAACCAGAUCAAAAGUCCCGUUUGAAAAGAACUAUUUUAGGAUUGAAACAGUCCCAUCGUGAAGCCCUAAUGGAACCUUUUUUGUGUGUGUUGAUGUGUUCAUGAAAAGCUGAAAGACAUUCCUGAAUGCUGCUUGCACUUGACAUUUUAAAGUCAAGCUUGAGCUGUGCUGUCUGUAUGUGUUAAGAGUUAUUCAUCACUACUUUUCAAUGAGUUUCAUGGCAAAUUCACUCAAAAAAAUUCAAUAACUCAUCUCUCAAUUACAUGUUGGAAUUUAUUGUUUAGCUCACAUGAAUGCUGCCAUUGCUUAAUACAAGAGAUGUUAUAGCAAAGAACUACAUCCAGAUAUUGAUUGUACCAAAUAUUUUCUUUUUUACUUUGAAAUUUUAUUUAACAGAAUGUAUGUUAAGACUUGGUUUUCCAGCCCUCUUUAACUGGAAUAUAAGGCUGUUUUACUCCAACAAUCUUACCAUUAUUUUGUAAGCUAACAACGUUGUGCUGUUUUAAAGACGUGUUUUACUUCAACAUUGGUUUCGACAACAUGUUACAAAAUAUGGUGUUAUUUUUCACAAAGUGACUUUCGAGGUUCAAAGGUUUUUCUUUUUCUAAACGCUCGCCCAGCUCAUUGUGUUACUUGGCUGUCAUUGUUUGAGUGUACAUUUGUGUAUUUGGCAGUGUGAGCCCACAGUGAAACAAAUGGUGAACCGAAGUGAAAUCUCAGCUUUUAAAAGUGAAAGUAACCCUGACUGCUGUUGAAUGAUCAAAGCGGCCCAUGCAAAUAAAGUGUUGUACUUCCAAGGGAAUCAUUUGGCAUUACAGUGUAGUCCUCGGUUUGUUUUUCUCAGUUGCUCUCAGAAGCUGUCAUUCAUCUUAAUCUGCUGCUUAGUUUACUGUUGUAGUUGCCAGUCCAUUUAAUAAACUCGUCUAUUACAGAAAGAC
Xyrichtys novacula (pearly razorfish) is the source of this 5087-nucleotide messenger RNA. The record is from the annotation of a GenBank genome assembly. NCBI's taxonomy places the organism in Eukaryota, Metazoa, Chordata, Actinopteri, Labriformes, Labridae.